ACUGAGCCGCUCUGUUGUCCGUCAGAGGGAGUCGAGUGCUUCUGUUCAACGUGUCUGUUUGGACCGGAACCCUCGAAUUCGUUUCACGCGAUAAGUUUGUGUCUACAGCUGCAUGAGUUUCUCUUCAUUCAUCCUCCUCCUUUAACACUGAGUUGAUGCUUCACUUCUGCGCGGCGCGCUCCGGACUUUCUGGAUUUUACUCUAGAACGCAAACAAACAACAGCACUGAUAAACGCAUCUGAGAUCCACUCGCGUCAAAGGCAAAAUGUUGUGGAAAUUAGCAGAUAACGUGAAGUAUGAAGAUGACUGCGAGCAGGAAAGACAUGAUGUUAGCAGCAAUGGAAACCCCCGUUUACCUCACAUUCCCGCGGUGAGCCAGCACCUCUACAGCCCGCCACCGUCCCUCUCGCACACUGCCAGCUCGGACUUCCAACCGCCGUACUUCCCUCCCCCUUACCAGCCUCUACCGUACACCCAACCUAGUGACCCGUACUCUCAUCUGGGCGACCCGUUUAAUAUCAACUCGAUACACCAGUCUGCAGCAUCUAAUCAGCAACAGUCAUGGCCUGGACGACAAGGUCAAGAGGCCCUCGGGAGCCACGGCCGGGGCGGACUCGGCAGUCCCAUUCUGGGCCUGGAAGGGGGCUCAUCCGGGAUGCGGCGGGACGGUUUUAGAAGACCAGAACUGCUGCCUCCACACGUCCAUGGAAUGGAUUCCAUAGGGGAUAACAUCGGUUUGCACGAUAUAGGCCACGGAUUGGAUGAUGUUCAGCAAGAAGGUGAUCACAGUAUUGUAAUUCCUGACCAUACAGUCAUCAAAAAAGGUCCGGUGUCCCUGCCGAAGGGAAGUCCGUUUGGGAUUCCCUUUCAGAAAGAGCCGCUGCUGGGAAUGGUGUCAAAUCCCACUGAGGUCUUCUGUUCAGUACCUGGUCGACUCUCUCUUCUCAGCUCCACUUCUAAGUACAAAGUAACUGUGGCAGAAGUUCAGAGACGCUUGUCCCCACCAGAGUGUCUAAAUGCUUCCCUGCUCGGAGGAGUAUUACGCAGGGCAAAGUCAAAGAACGGCGGCCGGUCCUUGAGGGAAAAACUGGAUAAAAUUGGGCUGAACUUGCCGGCGGGUCGCAGAAAGGCUGCUAACGUCACCUUACUAACUGCUCUGGUGGAAGGUGAGGCCGUACACCUGGCGAGAGAUUUUGGGUAUGUCUGUGAGACAGAGUUUCCCGCUAAGGCCAUCGCAGAGUACCUCGGCCGGCCACACGUGGAACGCAAUGAGAUCAACUCUCGCAAAACCAUGCUCUUGGCAGCCAAGCAAAUCUGUAAGGAGUUCACCGACUUGCUGACUCAGGACCGCUCUCCUCUGGGAAACUCUAGGCCAGCUCCCAUUCUCGAGCCAGGGAUUCAAAGCUGCCUGACUCACUUCAGCCUCAUCACCCACGGCUUCGGCUCUCCGGCCAUCUGCGCGGCCAUGACCUCGCUGCAAAACUACCUCAACGAGGCGCUCAAGCAGGUGGACAAAAUGUACGUGAGUUCGACCGGAGACUCCUCGCAGGCCUCUUCCGACGGCUCCAACAAAGUCGACAAGAUGGACAAACACAGAAAGUGAGGCCGAGGUCGAACUCGACCGGACCCUUUUGAGCGCAAUAACCGUUUUUUUGUAGCGGAAUUACGUUUUCACCAUCAAAGCUGACUCUACGUCGCCGUCGUCGCCAUAGUUGUCGAUUCUGUUUCCGUUCCGCUUCGUUUUCUCCACGUCAAGAUUAAGCUUAAACUCCAAGCCCUCUUGGUUCACGUCUCGGUCUUCCAGCACUUUCUCCUCCGCAAAGACACAAACACAUUUCAAAACUUAGCCUUAGUCGAGACAGUUCUGUAUCGGGCGACGAUUCAGGCAGUCAUCAGGAAGUUGUCUCUCAGAGGGGAACUGCAAAGAGGAAGUUGUCGAGUUUCCCAAAGACACCAUUUCAAGAGCUGAUGUGGAUUUUAACCGUUUUCUUUCGCUACCGAUCUGGGAGGAGGAAGUUUGGUUUCCCCCUGUCCUCCUCCUUGGUGCUGACCUCCUAAUGGACUUACCAAGGAUGUGAUUAAGUUUAGGACAUUAUAACUUCGCUUGACUUCAUUGGACGCAGUGUUAUUGUUCUUCUCUUUGUGGGAGUGUUGUUGGCAUGAGUGACUGUUGUGUGUGCAUGGAUGUACCAAACUACCCUUCAUCCACCGAUCGACCGGUGGAUGCUUCUAAACGAGCGACGCUCCAGAUGUAAUUGGCCUAAAUUUCCACUGAGAACAAUUAAAAAGACCUUUGAUUGAGUUAACACGAUCAAAUCAAAUAUCAGACGGUCGGGUGUGUGUGUGCAUGUUCACUUUCGUAUCUUUUUGAUGCCUUCACGUCAGACUAGAAGUUAAAUGUUCCAUUUGUCUUUCCCCAAAUGUAAAUAUUUUCUAAUUUAUGUUGUAAUUUAAUGGGAUUUGUAAAUAUUGGUACUAUUAUGGUGUUUGGUUCCACUUUUUAAAAAGAUGUGUUAAGCUUUUAUAAAGGGGUUUGUUUUUUUGUUUUUUAUCAUAUAGUGGUUAGGCUACGGGAUCGAUAUUCUUUAUAGAAACUGUGUAAUAUUGGUUUAAAGCUGUAGGAAUAAAAACUCAACACUCUUGAUUUGCGUUGGCCAAGACUCCCCGUUCAUGACGUCGAGUUGUACACUUCACUACACGCGUGCCCCGCCAGUGAGGCAUGUCGAACACGGCCUAUUCAUGUGUAUAAAGAUUCCUUUUUAAAAUAAACGUCAGCAAUGCUCACAGAAAGAGUAGUGGUCGUCAUUGCACUAAAGCGGGUCAAACGAAGGCCUUCUAAGGAAAUGAGGGAGAGUGGGGUUUCACCAUACUGAACACCUGUCUUAUACCUGGAUUACUCUUCGAAUGUUUGUGUUAGUCAUUUGCUCGAAACAGACAGUUCCCCUCUUUUCAUAACCACGCUUAUCUGGCAAAUUGGCGUGACAGCACAACAGUAAUGUGUGUGAAGUUUCCGCAUGGCUCUUUUCAUAUUUAAAUGCUCUACUGUGAAACACGCAGUGCGGUUUCAGAUGAAACGACGGGACUGGUGAGAAGAGAUAAACAAAGCUGUGAGAGAAUAUUGACCCAAUGCUUUUCCUUUUUAUUUACUAUCCUGCUUUAUUAUUAAUGCACCAUGUGGUCGGUUGCACAACCGUUUAUUCAUAGCCUUUUGUUUGUAAAGUUAGCACUCUGCUUAAACCUCAAGAUUCGAACGGCUGAUACGCCGGUCCGCAGAUGCAACUAUCUCGCCUCUUUAUCAAAACUAUCCCCUAUCUUGUCUCGUUCUCACAGCAAACGCUCCCAACUUCUCGUACGUGGUGAAAUCGCAGGUGUGUGUGUGUGUGUGAGCAAGUGUGCGUGUUUGUCUCCGUUGAGUGCCUGACUCAUGCAACUGAACUGACAGUAGAGCAAGUGUGAGCUUCUCCCUCAGAACCUGUCGGACCAGAUGUGUGGCUUUGCCGCGCGCCCACAGUUGGCUGUAACCGCCUGCACUUACUCGGAUUCUUUUCCUGCACAAGGCUGUAAGUUGAGACUCGGCAACUUUGAUGGACUUGCUUUGAUGGUCGGCUGUAGGUGUUGGUGGCAGAACUUCCUCUUGUACCUGAAAGGUGUUGAUCGGUGUGAAAUGCGGACGCAGAAAGACACACACCCACAUCAACACGCACCCUGAACGUCCCAUGAUGAUAAGCGUACACGGAAGUCCCUGCAUCUCCUUAAGAAGCUUUGUUCUGAGGAUGCAUCCUGCUUGUUUACACUGGCUGCGGGCCAACUCUGAAAAUGGCAACUGACAUAAUUAAAAACAUACGGAGACAAACAUGAGGCCCAGACUCUGAUACAGCUCUGUUUAAUAAUUACACUAUUUGGCUUCAUGUGAAAUCUUAAGCUGAUUUUGACAUUUUGUCCAAUGCCAAAUUUGCCACAACAAUCCUAGGGUGUUCUAGGUGCUUGCAAUACCAUUGCCUACUGGGAGGAGUCAAAAAUCCCUUUGAGAAGUUUAUUAGUUCAGGUUAAGAGCUUGUUCAAAUCUCUAACCACUAAUCAUCCCAAAAUUUUUUUUUUUUUUUUUUUUUUUAAAUCAUUUACUCACCUUUGUGUUGUUUCAAACUUGUUUAAAUUUCUUCUGUGGGAAAAACGAAUCCGAUUUGUUUCCAUACAUUGAAAGUCAAUGAGGUCCAAUGUUGUUUGGACAUCAUUGCAUGAGCAAAAACAGUUGAAAUAUUCUUCAGAAUAUCUUAUUUUGUGUUUCACACAAGAAAUUAGAUAAUUCAGGGUUUAGUUUUAAUAUUAAAUUUACAUAAACACAUAAGUCUACAUUUAGUUAGAUAAUAAGUUAGUCUUUUAACCUUAAUUUUUCAUUUUAUUUAUCAAAUCAAUACCUGAAUAAAACGGCUUUUAUGCAUGAAAUUUAAUUAGCCGAGCAGCCGCAGGCAUUGGGCCUCUCUAGGAAGCCAUGUUGCUAUGCUAUUGCUAUGAUUUCCGGUUUUGCAUAAAUUACUGUUAAUAUAUGCAAAUGUCCUUAUUAAGAUGUGCAAAGCUCAUUAGAUCAAGGCCAAAUCUAGGUUUCUUGCAACACGUGAUUGGAUGACCUAUGCUAACACUAUUCUGGAUGACUACAAACCGCAGAGCUUUUUAUAUGCACCUAAAGAAAACAAAUCUGUUGUCAAACUAAAGCUCAAGCACAUAGAUGUUGACUUGCUAAUGCUACAUUUGUUGUCUGUGCUUGAAUAAACUCGUAGCAUUGUAUUU
Molecule: messenger RNA, 4785 nt
Organism: Labeo rohita (rohu)
Lineage: Eukaryota; Metazoa; Chordata; Actinopteri; Cypriniformes; Cyprinidae
Gene: tfap2c
Product: transcription factor AP-2 gamma (activating enhancer binding protein 2 gamma)
Exons: 7
Coding region: 266-1603 (445 amino acids)
Biological process (GO): regulation of transcription by RNA polymerase II; regulation of cell population proliferation; anatomical structure development
Cellular component (GO): nucleus
Molecular function (GO): DNA-binding transcription factor activity, RNA polymerase II-specific; RNA polymerase II transcription regulatory region sequence-specific DNA binding
Source: RefSeq, a predicted model, not a curated record